Sphenostylis stenocarpa is the source of this 738-nucleotide messenger RNA. The record is from the annotation of a GenBank genome assembly. Lineage: Eukaryota; Viridiplantae; Streptophyta; Magnoliopsida; Fabales; Fabaceae.
AUGUUACAGGAAGAGGGUCCCAAGGUCAGAAAGAAAGGACGAGAGCAGUGGGAAACAGUCCCAGUUCGAGUUCUAGUUCCAGGGUACUUCGGCUGUUUGGGGUCAACAUGGAAUGCGAACCAGAACACGAUUCUGGACCCUCCACACCCCAAUGCACCUACGCCACCACCAACAUCAUGCCCUCCUCACAGGGCACACACCAUUUCUUCCAUCAUCACCAACCUUCUUCCAAUCCCCCCCAACCUCAUCACUUCCUACGUUGUGGCAGUGGGAAAAAGAAGAGCAGCAGCAGCAGGAGGUAAAGGCAGAGACAAAGACAGAGCGACAGAGAGUAAGGCAUGGGGAGGUAGCGUAGGACCCAUUCAGGGCAGUGUCACCAAAUGGAGAAUUGAAGAAUGUGAGGUGCUAGAAAUUGAUGUGGCUAUGCAGAAGUUGAGUAUGAAUAAUGGAGAUGGUGAUGGUGAUGGUGAUGGUGAAAAGAAGAUUAUGUGGAACAGAGCCAAGAAAAUUAUGAUGAGGGGAAAGAGGAACAACGUUAACAACAUGACUAGCAGGGGUGAAAUGUUUAAGCAAAAGUGGGAAAAGGUGAAACAAGGGCAGGGCCAAAAAGAGGAGACAGAGAUAGAUGGUUGGAGCAAGCAAGGGUCGUAUGGGGGAAACUGCCAGAAACAACUCAGCCUCAGCACUGAUUCAAUGCAGCAUUUGUGGCAACCUGAGUCUUCGCUUUUGGCUGAUUAG